CUAAGCCUCAGUGUGACAUUUUCAUCGGUACAGUAAGUCGUUCAGAACCGAUUGUUCCGAAGGGAAUCGUUGGUCGUUUACUUACCGUGGUAUUGUGAUUAAUUUGAACGAAAAGCUUUCUUAACGAGUCACCACCGCAAUGGAUGACAUUCAGCUCAGCAAGGACCAAAUCGCACAAUUGAAGAUGGGUUUCGAUGCCUUCGACCCUGAGAAGAAGGAGAUGAUCAAGACUGACAUGGUCGGCACCAUCCUAUCCAUGAUGGGAAUGAAAAUCCCAUCUGAAACUCUGAACGGGGUUAUUGCAGAAUUCGACACGUUUGGAUCUGGAGAGCUGGACUUCCACGAGUUCUGUGGGCUGGCGUCCCGAUUCAUGGAGGAGGACACCGACACCGAGGCGAUGCAGCAAGAAUUGAGAGAAGCCUUCCGUCUAUACGAUAAGGAAGGAAACGGUUACAUCACCACAGACGUGUUCAGAGACAUCCUCCACGAACUAGACGAUGCAUUGUCUCCAGAGGAACUUGACAUGAUCAUCGAGGAGGUGGACACUGAUGGAUCUGGCACACUCGAUUUCGAAGAAUUCAUGGAGGUCAUGACAGGUUAAAUUAUCAGCUUUGGCACGAAGCGGCGGUCUCUCGUGCCGGCCACGACCACGAGCUACGAAGCCGCCCGUUUCACACCGUGGAGACUGCGAUUUAUUGGAGAUGUAUGUGCCGUUGGCAAAGUAUGAAGUUAAAGGUUCGUAGGUGAUGUCUGCUGAGCACGCAACGUGGAUACAGUUGAGAAUGUAUUUCUGCCAGGUCCGUCGCUUUCGGAGUCACAAUCGGCUAAAAUGUAUUUCUAUCUACGCCGCGGUUAACUCGGGCGAUAUUCUAGAGAAUAUCGUUCCCAGAAACCGGUUCAUAUCGAUCGAUAUAAAUCGACGUUUCUACGUUGCGAUAUAGAUCUCGAUCUACGAACGCAAUCUUCUCUCACUGCGUUGGAAGUUCGCGCAAAAUUCAACGUCGUAGUGAAUUCUGUCGGAACUCGAAGAUUAUAAUUGAACAAAAGCGAUAUCUUUCGAUUGAAAAUAUUGUUCAUCGCGCUUCUUAAUUUUAUACUUUGCCAACGAGUCGUGAAAUUGAUUGCAACAGUGACAAUACUCGUAAGCGAUUAAAUUGUGAAACGCCUCAGACCACCACGAUACGAUCAAUGUGACUUCAUGUCAAGGAAAAGUAAUAAAAGUAUAAAAAAAAAUAGCAAAACCAAUCCGUGUAUAUUAUUGUGUACAUUCGUCUUCAAUUGGUAUUUAAGCGUAAUUCUUUUUAUAUAUGAAUACAUCCAUACCGUGUAAUAUGGUAAAGAAUAUAGAAAUUAAAUUGAUGGCAACCCA
Molecule: messenger RNA, 1369 nt
Organism: Hylaeus volcanicus
Lineage: Eukaryota; Metazoa; Arthropoda; Insecta; Hymenoptera; Colletidae
Product: troponin C, isoallergen Bla g 6.0201-like
Exons: 5
Coding region: 140-601 (153 amino acids)
Molecular function (GO): calcium ion binding; enzyme regulator activity
Source: RefSeq, a predicted model, not a curated record